UCGAUACUGCAAUUUUCUUGAUUUAAAACGUUUAGACGACAUCAUCUUUUAAAAUUUUUACUUAAAAGAAAGGAAAAAAAAUAAAAACAAGGAAUUUUGAGACAAAUUUCUUCAAGACAAUAAGGCAUUCCUGAGCAAAUUAUAAAUUAACAAAGAGGUGCAAAGAUAACUAAAUUAUAAAAGUUUGAGGGUUUCCCCAUCAACUCAUCUACCAUCAGAAUGUCGUACAUGUUACAGCAUCUUCACAAUGGAUGGCAAGUGGAUCAGGCAAUUCUGUCGGAGGAGGACCGAGUUGUUGUUAUUAGAUUUGGUCACGAUUGGGACCCUACGUGUAUGGUGCAGGACGAAACAUUAUACAGAUGUGCUGAGAAGAUGAAAAAUUUCGCCGUCUGCUAUCUGGUUGACAUUACUCAAGUUCCUGAUUUCAACAAGAUGUACGAGUUGUACGAUCCUUGUACAGUUAUGUUCUUUUAUAGAAACAAACACAUCAUGAUUGAUUUGGGUACAGGUAACAACAAUAAAAUCAACUGGGCCAUGGAGGAUCCUCAAGAAUUCAUUGACAUUGUUGAAACUUUGUUCCGCGGAGCCAGAAAAGGAAGAGGUCUUGUAGUGUCACCAAAAGAUUAUUCUACUAAAUAUAGAUAUUGAUACAGUGUAAUCGUUACAAACAUGUAUGGAUAUUGUUGUAUUAAGUGUUUGUUAAUGAAUGAGAGAGGAAAUUAUUUCAGAUAUCAUUGAAUCAACAUUUUGUUUUUUAAUCUUAUUUUUCUGUCAAAUAUCUCCAUUUAUUUCUCAAGUAUUAGUUAGAAUGGUAUUUCUUGAGAGUAUAGACUUUUUUAACAGUACUUAUGAGAAAAAGUUGAUAAAUGUUAUUUUUAAAUCCUUCUUUUCUUUUAUUUUUGUGGCUGAAACAACUUUUUAAAUUUUUAUUCUUUAUAGACAAUGAUAAAAUGGUUAAAAUAUAUGAUAAAUAAACACAUUUUUGUACAUAUACAUGAUGUACAGAGCACCACAUAUACAGGGUUUCUUUGAAUCUUGAUUUAAUUGAAAUAUAUGUAAAAUUCUAAACAAACAUGACAUAUUGUAAACAAAAUACAUACACUAUCUGUAAUAUGUAAAACUUGUGCUCUUAAGACUAUCUAUGAGACAAAAUUAAAAUAUCAUGACCAACGU
This is a messenger RNA of Mytilus trossulus (common blue mussel), 1173 nucleotides long. Its product is annotated as thioredoxin-like protein 4A. The record is from RefSeq and is a predicted model, not a curated record. The transcript is spliced from 2 exons. Gene Ontology annotation, biological process: mRNA splicing, via spliceosome. Bases 220 to 648 code for a protein of 142 amino acids. Lineage: Eukaryota; Metazoa; Mollusca; Bivalvia; Mytilida; Mytilidae. Gene Ontology annotation, cellular component: U4/U6 x U5 tri-snRNP complex; U5 snRNP; spliceosomal complex.